Jatropha curcas is the source of this 2434-nucleotide messenger RNA. RefSeq names its product serine/threonine protein phosphatase 2A 55 kDa regulatory subunit B beta isoform. Lineage: Eukaryota; Viridiplantae; Streptophyta; Magnoliopsida; Malpighiales; Euphorbiaceae. The record is from RefSeq and is a predicted model, not a curated record. Gene Ontology annotation, molecular function: protein binding; protein phosphatase regulator activity. Gene Ontology annotation, cellular component: protein phosphatase type 2A complex.
GAGAAAAUUAGUAAUAAAGCCAAUAAUCAGAGCAUAAAAGCUACGUCGCAUCUUUCAGUCCGUCGUUAUCUUUCAAUCUUGUUUCCUCUUUUCUCAUUUUCAUCAGAGCAGUAAAAGAAGAAGAGGAACACAGAAAGAAAAAGAAAUUAACAGAGAGAAUCGAGAGACUGUGUCCGUGUGUGAAAAUCGCAUCGAUGAGAGAUUCCUAAAGGAGUAUAGAGAGUGUAUAUGCGCGUUUGCUAUGGGUGGAAUUUCGUUAACGUUCAAUCUCUAUAUUUCUGGUUCUAAUGGUUGAUUAAUCAGGAGCUAUUCAUCCCAAAUGGAGAUUUUUACGGUUUUUUUAUUUGUGUUAUUCCGAAUCUGACUUUCGGGGAUCGUUGUAUUGGUGGGGGUUUCUAUUUUGUUAGAGAUAUAGAGCAGAAUGAACGGUGGUGGCAGUACAGAGGCUUCUGUGGAGAAGCUGCAGCCGUUGGAGUGGAAAUUUGCGCAGGUGUUUGGGGAACGUACUGCUGGUGAAGAAGUACAGGAAGUUGAUAUCAUAUCUGCUAUUGAAUUUGAUAGAACUGGCAACCAUCUUGCUACUGGAGAUCGUGGUGGCCGGGUAGUUUUAUUUGAAAGAACUGACUCGAAGGAUCAUGGUGGACAUCAGAGAGAUCUAGAGAGGAUGGAUUUUUCAAUCAAUAGGCAUCCUGAAUUCCGGUACAAAACAGAGUUUCAAAGUCAUGAACCUGAGUUUGAUUAUCUAAGGAGCUUGGAAAUUGAGGAAAAAAUCAACAAGAUCAGAUGGUGCCAGUCAGCUAAUGGUGCCUUGUUUCUUCUGUCGACUAAUGACAAAACCAUCAAGUUUUGGAAGGUCCAAGAGAAGAAGGUCAAGAAAGUAUCUGAAAUGAAUGUUGACCCUGCAAAAGCUACAGGAAAUGGCUCUAUUACGGGCUCAAGCAUGCAGACAAGCUCCAAACUGUACACUGCAAAUGGAGGAUCUUUGGAUAGGCCGUUAGGUUAUCCAAGCAAUGACUUUUCCUUGUCAACUGGGAGUGUCCCAAGUCUACAUUUGCCUGUGGUAUUGACCAGUCAUGAAACAAGCCUUCUGGCUAAAUGCCGAAGGAUAUAUGCUCAUGCCCAUGAUUACCACAUUAAUUCUAUUUCUAAUAACAGUGAUGGUGAAACUUUUAUAUCGGCUGAUGAUCUACGAAUAAACCUUUGGAAUUUGGAAAUCAGCAAUCAAAGUUUUAAUAUUGUUGAUGUGAAGCCUGGAAACAUGGAAGAUCUGACUGAGGUGAUAACUUCAGCAGAAUUUCACCCUACACAUUGUAAUAUGUUGGCCUAUAGCAGUUCAAAGGGCUCAAUCCGUUUGAUUGAUAUGCGGCAAUCUGCCCUCUGUGAUGCUCAUACAAAAUUAUUUGAGGAACAGGAGGCGCCUGGUUCCAGGUCCUUUUUCACAGAGAUAAUUGCCUCAAUCUCAGAUAUUAAGUUUGCUAAGGAUGGAAGAUAUAUACUUAGCCGUGAUUACAUGAAUCUCAAGCUGUGGGACAUAAAUAUGGAUUCUGGGCCAGUUGCAUCUUUCCAGGUUCAUGAAUAUCUGAGGCCCAAGCUGUGCGAUUUAUAUGAAAAUGAUUCCAUCUUUGACAAAUUCGAAUGUUGUCUAAGUGGAGAUGGACUAAGAAUAGCAACUGGUUCUUACAGCAAUCUGUUUCGUGUUUUUGGCUGUUCUGAGGGAAGCAAAGAAGCAACAACAUUGGAAGCCACCAAAAACCCAAUGAGGAGACAAGUUCAAACCCCAUCAAGGCCUUCUAGAUCUCUGGGCUCUCUUUCUCGUGGGUUUAGACGAGGAGCAGAUAACUCUGGAAUGGAGGCAAACGGAAAUGCUCUUGACUUCACAACAAAGUUGUUACAUCUGGCAUGGCAUCCAACAGAAAAUUCACUUGCCUGUGCUGCUUCAAAUAGCCUUUACAUGUAUUAUGCAUAAAGAUGGCCCGGGAAGAUCACGGAUUUUGGCUUUUAGCAAAACCUAUAGUUGCUACCUCCGGCAAAGGCUCAGCUGCCUUCUUUGCUAACACAGAUGUGGAAAACACACCCAUUAUCGGAGGCCAAUGUUGCUGUUGUUGAAUUAUCAAGGAAGUAUUAUGACUUUAGCUCCCAGGCAGGCAUGCCUCACUAAUUAUAUUCUUUCACAAGAAAAUAUACAGUUCUGUCGCUAUAAUUUUUUGGGUCUAGGUCAAAGAAAAAAGCAACCUUAAACAAAUGCUUUUAUGUAGUGCCCGCAAUGCUGCAAUUCCAACUUGGCAAGGGAGUUAAUGACGGGGGGGAAUGAUCAAUUCUCAUUGAUGUUUUUGGUUUAACCUUGUACCAUGAGAACGUAGGACUCGAGGGUUGUGAAAAUUUUAUCAUUAUUAUUGUUAUUUCAUAGUCUAACCAUUCUCUGUCUCCUUUUUCA